CGCGCUCCCGCUCCGCCUCCUCCCGGGCUGCUGCCCCGGGCUCGGCUCCAGCGCCGGGAGAGGGGUCGGCGGAGCAGGGUUAUUCCCAGCAUCGCAACUCUUCCAUCAUGUCUGACCCAAUAACACUCAAUGUUGGAGGAAAACUUUAUACCACUUCCCUUUCCACACUGACUAGCUUUCCAGACUCCAUGCUGGGUGCCAUGUUUAGUGGGAAGAUGCCAACCAAGAAGGAUAGCCAAGGCAACUGCUUCAUUGACAGGGAUGGCAAAGUCUUCCGUUACAUCCUGAACUUCCUGAGAACAUCCCACUUGGACCUCCCGGAUGACUUCCAGGAGAUGGGCUUGCUUCGGCGGGAGGCAGACUUUUACCAGAUCCAGCCGCUGAUUGAGGCUUUGCAGGAGAAGGAGGUGGAGCUGUCCAAAGCUGAGAAGAAUGCCAUGCUCAACAUCACCCUGGAUCAGAGGACGCAAACGGUUCAUUUCACCGUGCGAGAAGCUCCCCAGAUCUACAGCCUGUCAUCCUCCAACAUGGAAGUGUUCAAUGCCCACAUCUUUAGCACAUCGUGUCUGUUCCUGAAGCUCCUUGGCUCCAAACUUUACUACUGCUUCAACGGCAAUCUCUCUUCAAUAUCCAGCUACCUGCAAGACUCCAAUCACUUGACCCUGGAUUGGGUGGCAACUGUGGAAGGUCUUCCAGAAGAGGAAUACACUAGACAGAACUUAAAGAGACUUUGGGUGGUGCCGGUUAAUAAGCAAAUUAAUAGUUUCCAGGCCUGUGCUUUCCUGUCAAGCCAAGACUCAUCCCAGUCCUAAAAGAGCAUGAUGUGGUACUGAAACAUUGAAGUCCCCAGCAGGACGUUGUGGAGGAGCUGUGUCUGGUUGCUGUUAUUAAACCACGAAGAUCCAUGCAACUCUUGCUCUCUUCUCUGCAUUUACUGUAGAGAUUACAAACAAGGCAACGUCUCCUGUGUCACUGCUAACAACCAGAUGUUGCAGCAAGUGCUGCUCGUGACUUCAUAUGUAUUACAGCCUGUUUUGAGUCAGCAGUGAAACAACACCCCAGUACGAUACAGCUGGCACCAUGCUGCUAGAGGUUCUGUCUUUUGCACGGAUGUAAAACAGAGGCCCUGACCCAGCCGUUAAAAAUCACUUGGCAACUUUCACAACAUUAAGAGGAUUUUAAUCUGCAUGUUUUGGCCUGAGUCCAAACUUGAGUAAUUGAGUCCUUCCAAUUUAAAAGUUAUCUUGCAGUUUCAGCUGGAUUGGGAGGUGUUUUUCACUCCUGAUACUAAACUGUAGUAGAGUAUUGCAGUAGUAUUGUAGUAGAGUGUGUACAGUUAAACAGCAGCCACGUUCCACUUCAAAGGGUGGUUGGUACAUGUCAGUGAGGAAGCAAGGCAGCUUUUGUGUGAAUCUAGUUCAUAGGAUUAGUUUGUAUAUAAGCUGGAUAUUAAUGCGUGUUAGAUUAUUUGGAUAAUGUCACAUCAUGUGCCUUAAAACAAAUAAGCAGACAAGGUUACCUUGGAUUUAGUACUGUUGGAGGCCUUAAGGGUACACUGGAACUUUACGCCAGCCCCUGAGCACAGAUGUCAAUUUACAACUUCUCUAGCAGGCAUUUUUAUAUGUUAAGAGCAAAGGAAUAGUCAACAGUAGUCCUUGGUUUUCCUGUACUUUUUUAAUUCAAUAGGGCUCAAGGCAGUAGGGCAGAUUCCAAGCUAGCUCUGGUGAAGUCUGGCCUGAUAUGUCCUCAAUUCUGUUUCAUCAAAAGAAAUCAACAUUGUCAUAAGCCUAUUUAAAUGUGCAGCAGUGAGAAGGCAGGCACCAGGAACACUGUUGUAUAGAUGAACACCAGCCACGGGAGCUGGAAAAGGUGGCAGCUGUACACCUCAACCUCCAUCACAGGUCAGCACUGCAGAGCAGGGCAGCACCCAGGUUAGAUGACAAGCUGGUGCCUUUGCAUCAUUCAGAUGGUAUAAAUGGUACUAAUGACACUACAGCUGUUAAUAUUCCUCCAUCCAUUUAGAGACUGUACGUAGACAGUGAAAAGGAGCUUCCUUUGCAGUGUUUCUCGAAAUAAGCAGCGAAGAGAAUGAAUAGCUGUAAAAGAGAACUCCACCUCCGCUAAGAGGAAAGGGAUAGGGCUGUGAUAAGCAGGGAUCCUGGUUUUCCCAAUUUAAAACAAUCCCCAAUUUUUGGUUUAAAAAAAAUUACCCCCAAA
Molecule: messenger RNA, 2217 nt
Organism: Gavialis gangeticus (Gharial)
Lineage: Eukaryota; Metazoa; Chordata; Crocodylia; Gavialidae
Gene: KCTD21
Product: potassium channel tetramerization domain containing 21
Exons: 3
Coding region: 108-812 (234 amino acids)
Biological process (GO): ubiquitin-dependent protein catabolic process; protein homooligomerization
Molecular function (GO): histone deacetylase binding; cullin family protein binding
Source: RefSeq, a predicted model, not a curated record